Molecule: messenger RNA, 2366 nt
Organism: Leucoraja erinaceus (little skate)
Lineage: Eukaryota; Metazoa; Chordata; Chondrichthyes; Rajiformes; Rajidae
Product: small nuclear ribonucleoprotein-associated protein B'-like
Exons: 6
Coding region: 340-1002 (220 amino acids)
Biological process (GO): mRNA splicing, via spliceosome
Cellular component (GO): catalytic step 2 spliceosome; U5 snRNP; U4/U6 x U5 tri-snRNP complex
Molecular function (GO): RNA binding
Source: RefSeq, a predicted model, not a curated record
AUGGCUAAACUAGAUGGCAUAUAUUUUAGGUGAGAGGGAAAAGAUUUGAAAGGUACCGGAAGGUAAUUUCUUCACAUAGAGGGUGGUUGAAUAUAUGGAAAGAGCUGCCAGAGGAAAUGUUAGCAGUGGAUGCAACUACAAUAUUUAAGGUACUCUUCGAUAGUACAUGGAUGAGUAAAGAUUUGUGUGUGUGUGGGGGGGAUAUGGGCCCAACAUAGACAAAUGGGAUUAGUUUGAUUCAACAACUUGGUCAGUUUAGACGUUACUGUGCUGUAUUAGUCUAUAAUAGUUUCCUCUUAUUUUCAGCCUAUUGGGAGAAGUGCUAAAUUGGUGCGUUUUAUGGAUCACAGGAUGCGCUGUGUUCUUCAGGACAGCCGUGUUUUCAUUGGAACUUUAAAAGCUUUCGACCGGCAUAUGAACUUGAUUCUUUGUGACUGUGAUGAAUUCAGGACGUUGAAAUCAAAGAAUUCCAAGCUAGGAGAACGGGAAGAAAGAAGGUCGCUUGGACUUGUGUUGCUUCGAGGAGAGACACUUGUAACAAUGACUGUGGAAGGGCCUCCUGUGAGAGAUGUUGGCAUGUCCAGAGUUGCAGCCCGUGGUCCUGGUGCUGGCAGAGCAGCAUUGAGAGGAAUACCCGUCAGUAUAUCAAUGAUCCAGAUACCUACAGGUCUAGCUGGACCAGUAAUGGGGGUCGGCGGUCCUUCACAAGAGGUAAUGACACCUCGGGCUGGAGAAUCUGGAGGUGUACCUGUUCCUAGUUUUUCUGCUGCCCCUCAACCUCACAUACUAAUGAGAGGGGUCCCACCUCUUGUGAAUCUUGUGGAAGCAAGAGCAGGCUUUCUGGGAUCGCCACCUCCUGGCUUGAGAUUUCCAUCUGGACUCCCAAUGGGGAUGCCUUCAGCCAGAGGAGUUCCCAUGGGAAUUCUGCCUGGAAUUAGACCACCAAUGUUGCCCAGGAUGAGAGGUUUCCCUGGAUCACGAACAAAUCCUCCAAGGCCUUAGAAGAAGGGACGAGGGACUUUUUGAACAUUUACUCAACUGUGAACUGAAUAGUUCAUGGAAUUAAGUUAUUUUCAUUUACCCUUUACUUAUGUGAGCUGGAGAUUUUCCAAAUGGGAAAAAUCACCUGUCGACAAAGAUGUUUCCCAUCAAGGAGAGACUGAUGAUCUCCCCGUUUUGUCCUCUGGUUCAAUCAGCCAUGAUUUUUUAAUCUGUUUCGAUUUUCAUUGAUCAACAGCAGAUUUCUGACAAUAUUGGGCAAAACGUAAUUAUUAUAUUUUUGUUUCGUGGAAUCAGAACUCAUAACAUUCUCUGCAUUACAAGAGUAUUUAAUAUAAAAGUUAUCCCAUUUUUAUUUUGUUUUAUUUUAUUAUUUUUUUAAACCUGGCAUAGAUUGAUAGUAAAAGAAACAAGAGGAAUAGUGUUCAUUUAAACCGCAUGCUUUGUCAGACUGCUAGAAUGGAACAGUUAAAUUCGGGAUCGCCAAAGCUUGUAUGAAACUUUGGCUGUGAUGUUGAAGGGUCAAGUUUCAAUUUAAUACCAUUCUAAAAUACAAACCUGAAAGAUACAAAGUUCCACUUCCAAACUGUUGGCAGCUCUAUAGAAUGGCAAGAACACUUGAAUUGGUUUCAAUGUACCUUGGUUAAAUUGAUGUUCUUGUUCUCAGUUUCUGAUUGUAUCUUCAGUGGAAUGAAAUGACUACUCAAUUUCUCUCUGUAACUGUUACAUUUUCAAUAAAGUGGCAUUGACUAAGGAAAUGUUAAUGCCUUGGAAUCAGAUUCUGGCAUGUGAUACCAUCCCGGAGAACAAGGAAAUAAUUAGCAUUAAAUGCAUAAGUUUUGUAUUGACUCAGCAGGGUUGGGAUAGUGCUAAACUCAGAGGGAAAUGAACCUGAGUCACUAAAAAACACGGGCAUAAUCACCUAUUUUUGUUGUAAAAUAUUAAGUAAUUGGAUAAAUGGGCCCUGGAGUUUUGUUAAUUUGGUUGGACCAUUUUCCAAAUAUUUACCUUACCAUGCCUCCAAGCCACAAGGGGCCAUUCAAAAGCCAAAAUUAAGAGGUUGUUGAUAAAGUUAUAAGGCAGUGUCAAAAAAUACAAUGUUGCUAUUGAGGCCAAUUAUUUUCUCAGUACAUUAUCAUGACUUAUUCAUACGAACUCUGGAUGAAACAACAUUCCUGAAUAAAUGCAUCUUGGUUCCAUAAGAAUCUGAAAUAUGCACCUAUCCUUGUACUGUUACAAUUUACGCUAAAUGUUAUCUUGCAUAGACUUUUAUAUUAUGUAGUUUUCACUCCAACCUUUUAGGUUGAGUGGUGCCAUCUGCAUUAUACAGUUUUGCUCAAGGGUAAGCUGGGCGGAUGAGCAUAAAC